This is a messenger RNA of Arabis nemorensis, 210 nucleotides long. Lineage: Eukaryota; Viridiplantae; Streptophyta; Magnoliopsida; Brassicales; Brassicaceae. The record is from the annotation of a GenBank genome assembly.
AUGGGAAAGAAUGGAUGGGAAGUAGCUCGCGGAGAAAGGGGUAGUGACUACUAUGGAUCCUCUAGUUACGGGCAAGGGUACUUAACCCCGAGAGAAAGGAAGAGUUACUUGUAUGGAUCCGGUCCGUCAUCAACCUCCGCAACUUUGUGCCGUCUUUACGGACAGCAUGACCAUCAGACUUACUCUUGUGCUUAUGCAAUGCGGUACUAG